Aphidius gifuensis is the source of this 652-nucleotide messenger RNA. RefSeq lists its product as uncharacterized. NCBI's taxonomy places the organism in Eukaryota, Metazoa, Arthropoda, Insecta, Hymenoptera, Braconidae. The record is from RefSeq and is a predicted model, not a curated record. The transcript is spliced from 2 exons. Bases 118 to 525 code for a protein of 135 amino acids.
AACUAUUUCUAUAAACAAAAUUAGAAAUUUGAUACCAAAGUGCGCGCGUCUUUACUCUUUUGUAUAUGAGUACCAAAGAAAAAAAAUAUUUCAGUCUUGAAUAAGAUUUCAGUCAUAAUGGUUGAAUAUAUUGUUGAUGUUCAAGGAUUUUAUGAUACUGAUCAAAGUUUUAUUGUGAAAGAAUUUGCAAUAGCAAAUUUGAAUCAAGAAGAUGAUAUCAAGUCGGUAGUAUUCAAGCCUCCAUGUGCCAUGAGUACAUUAUCAUCUGCUUGCAAACUGACAAAUAAUUGGUUAACAAACAAUCAUCAUGGACUGUUAUGGAACUCAGGAGAUGUUGAUUAUGCUGAACAUGGAAAAAUUAUAAAUGAUAGCCUUGAGUCUUCAAUUUACGUAUAUGUAAAAGGUCAUGAGAAAAAAAAAUGGCUCAGCAAUAUUUUAAAAGACGAUAAAACUAUUAUUGAUUUGAUUGAUAUGGAUUGUCCAGCGCAUGGCAAACUACCAACUAAGAUAAUGUACAAAAAUUGAGAGCAUGGUUCCGAACUACCUGGGGAUCAGUUUCAUCAUUGAAAAAAUCGAUUCAGCUAUUUUGUCAUCUUGAGAGUCUGGAAAAAAUGGCAACAGAAGAUAUUGCAAAUUUACCAGAGAGAUAUAU